AUGGCAGCUGUAAUGGCUAAUGUUGAGAAAUCGGAAGAAAAAUUGUCUGAUAAAGAGUUCGCUCACGAAGUAGACGAUGGAGAAGCGGAAGAAGGAACACCUGAUGCCUCGAAAAAGAAGAGAAGAAAAAAGAAGAAGAGAAAAGAAGAGGCUGCAGCAGCUACUACAGAUGCCACACAAGGCUAUAUCCAGAGACAAGAUGAGGACAAAAUAGAACAACGUUUGAGGGUGGCACAUACUAGCUGUGAAGAUGGUGCUAAGGAUGGCAAGAAGAAGAAAAAGAAGAAGAAAAGUGUUGCAACAAAAGAAAAAGGUAAGGACAAUGGCAAGAAGGAAGAGCUAACAAAGCAGACGGACCCACCAUCCAUACCUAUUGCAGAUCUUUUCCCAAAUGGUUGCUAUCCCGUAGGACAAUGUAUGGACUAUCCCGCUAUAGGUGACUAUCGUACUGCUAGGCAACGUGUCACUUCAGAAGAACAGAAAGCAAUUGACCGCAUGAACGUUGACAUUUAUAAUGAGUUUAGAAUAGCUGCAGAAGCUCAUCGACAGACUAGAGAAUACAUUCGGCGAUGGUUGAAACCUGGCAUGACUAUGAUACAGAUUUGUGAGGAACUUGAAUCAGUAGCUCGCAGAUUAAUUAAGGAGAACGGUUUGAAGGCAGGUCUGGCCUUCCCUACUGGAUGUUCUCGCAACCACUGUGCAGCUCAUUAUACGCCAAACAGCGGUGAUUCUACUGUUUUGUUAUAUGACGAUGUUACAAAGAUAGAUUUUGGAACUCACAUUAAUGGUCGAAUAAUAGACUGUGCGUUCACAUUGACUUUCAAUCCAAGAUAUGAUAAACUCGUUGAAGCUGUACGAGAAGCAACAAAUACUGGAAUAAGGUGUGCCGGUAUUGAUGUUCCACUUUGUGAUGUUGGUGCUGAGAUCCAAGAAGUUAUGGAGUCUUAUGAGGUAGAAAUUGAUGGUAAAACAUAUCCAGUAAAAUCAAUUUGCAAUCUUAACGGCCACUCCAUAUCUCAAUACAGAAUUCAUGCUGGAAAAACAGUGCCUAUAGUAAAAGGUGGUGACGCUACACUAAUGGAAGAAAAUGAAGUGUAUGCAAUAGAGACAUUUGGCUCUACUGGUCGUGGUCAGGUCCAUGCAGAUAUGGAAGUUUCUCAUUACAUGAAGAAUUUUGAUGCAUCACCCGGUCACUUACGGUUGCAAUCCUCACAGUCAUUACUGAAUACAAUAAACAAGCAUUUUAGCACACUAGCAUUUUGCCGUCGCUGGUUAGAAAGAGUUGGUUGUACUAAAUACCAUAUGGCUUUGAAGGAUCUGAAGGACAAACACAUAGUUAAUGCAUAUCCACCACUUUGUGAUGUUAGGAUCAUACACUGCACAGUUUGA
Schistocerca serialis cubense is the source of this 1389-nucleotide messenger RNA. Its product is annotated as methionine aminopeptidase 2-like. Gene Ontology annotation, biological process: proteolysis. The record is from RefSeq and is a predicted model, not a curated record. Gene Ontology annotation, molecular function: metalloaminopeptidase activity. NCBI's taxonomy places the organism in Eukaryota, Metazoa, Arthropoda, Insecta, Orthoptera, Acrididae. The coding region runs from base 1 to 1389 and encodes 462 amino acids. The transcript has 2 exons.